This is a messenger RNA of Mya arenaria, 2177 nucleotides long. RefSeq lists its product as uncharacterized. The transcript has 3 exons. The record is from RefSeq and is a predicted model, not a curated record. Lineage: Eukaryota; Metazoa; Mollusca; Bivalvia; Myida; Myidae. The coding region runs from base 108 to 2012 and encodes 634 amino acids.
CGGAUAUAAGAAGUGAAACCUAUUCAGUUGUCAUAAUUGUUUCCUUACUCUCAAAAGGGACAAAGUAUAUUGAAAGUCGCCAGUUUGUUAUCCGGUAGAUGUAAAUUAUGGAUGACAAGAGAGCAAGUACCGCAUCAGUUCAGAAGAAGAAUUCGCGACCCGUACAGAACCUCCCAGACUACAUCCGCUACGUUGCUGCUCGCUCAAAGGCCGGCUUCGAUAAAGUUCACGAAGAAUUCUUUCGGAUAUUUGAUGAAACAAGCACCAAAUCCACCAGAAAUUCGACCAGAAAUUCCGUCUCGCAACCCCAGAAACCAAACAAAACAGAGAGUAGAAUAGGACUUCGGUCAAAAUGGUCGACCCUAUUGUGGUCUUCGACUUCGGAAUCAUCUCUCUCACAAGACCAUUCAUUUAUGAGUUACAUUCCGGAAGGACAAGAGGAGGAGGAUGUGGAAUCCAGCGAUGAGAUCGAGCGGUCAUCGUCGGCUCCUAUUGUUGACAACUCGAGUACAAUGUUCUCCUUUGAUGGUGAAAAGUUUGCGACAUCCAAAGAUAUGUGGCACAGCACUGGGGAAUCGAUUAAUAAUGCUAAACCGAAAUCAAAGCCACCAAUUAAAGCGAGAACUAGCAUUCAAGUAAGUCCAGUGUCACAACGCAAGACAAGUAACGAAAGAUUGCAUACUAGCUGUGCCGUUGAAAACAACAAAGCGCAUAACAAAACAGUGUCUAACGAUUUAAUUUCCAAUCAAGAAGGUUACGUAGACAUGGGAAACAAAUCAGGAGCUGAUAUUCUACAAUCCGAAAGUAAUACUGUCAACAACAACAACGAUGAUUACUUGAAAUAUCUGCCUGGAGGUUCCGAAUAUACCAACAUGUGUCAACAUGUUGUAAACGGUGACGCAAACCACACAGUUGCUGCAGCAGCACCACCAAAGCCUUGUGCUCGUGCGGAUACAAGUCAUUACACACCUUUAAUUAAAAAGUCGACGGAUACAAGCACAUUCCAAGAUGAGGAAGACACAUACCAAGUCCCCCGAAGUGUUUUGACUGAUACACAUAUUUCUAGGUUGGUAGAUGAUAGCGAAGAGGAAGAUGAAAUUUAUAAAGUACCACGAAGCGUCUUGAAUGACUGUGAUGAGAAUUAUGAUACCCCACCUCCCGGUAUCCGACACAUGUUGGAAGAAGACGACAUUUACCGAGUACUAAAUGGACCGGUAAGGGAAGUCCCCAUAACUAUAGAAAAGAUAGAUAGUGACAAUGAGGAAGAUAGCGAGCUGACGGACUACGCGAAUGCAUCAGCCUUUGAAAGACCGGGGGAUUGUACAAAUGGUGAUCAAGAGUUCUUCACAUACAGCCUUCAGGAAGUGGUUAAGUGUUUAUACAAAUGUGGGUUGCCGAAAUUCGCCAGACUCUGUCACGAAAUGAACUUCGAUGGCAAGCAUUUUAAAGGAAUAACUGCAAGAAAUUUGAAAGAAGCGCCUUAUGAAUUGACCUGGUUGCACAUCUCACGAUUUUUGAAGAUCAUAAAAGGCUGGAGACCAUCAACUGUGGAGAAAGACGAAACAUACGAAGUUCCCCCAUCACCUGUGAAGAAGCAAUCGGGUUGUGGGGGUGACAGAAAUAUGAAUAAUCGUACUGAUAUAAGCCCGAAUGCCAAUGCACGUGUAAAGCUCGGCCAAGUAGACAGAGAGACAAAGUCAGCGUUUAUAGGCAAUCAUAGCUUGAAACCAAAAUUGGCUAGAGCUAGUGAAGUAAACUUUGAAAGGACAGAAUCCGCCGAAGAUGAGAAAAACAGUAACAAAGUCGGAAAUGAUUUUUUUCAGCUCAGCGUUCAAGAGGUGGUCACUUUUCUGAACAAUGCUGCAUUGACACGUUUAGCACACAUUUGCGAGGUACACCAGUUCGACGGGGCUUACUUCAGAGAGAUCACCGCCGAUAGACUCAAAAAGGAGCCAUUUCAGAUGAACUGGUUUCACAUUUCAAAGUUCUUUAAACUUAUCAAGAAGGGUUGAAUGUGGUUCAGAUACUGUAUUUUUGUCUCAAGCAAGCUUCAAAUGAACUGGUUUGCAAAACAAUUUAUGUUUUUUAUUUAUUAUGUAUACCUAUUUAUGCGAUUUGUUUAUAUUCGUUUAAAAUUUCAGUACUUGUCUGUUGAUCUGAAUAAACAAUUAUGUAUA